Messenger RNA from Lolium perenne, 1436 nucleotides. RefSeq lists its product as uncharacterized. The record is from RefSeq and is a predicted model, not a curated record. Lineage: Eukaryota; Viridiplantae; Streptophyta; Magnoliopsida; Poales; Poaceae.
UCUCUCUCUCAUCGUUUCCUCCGGCAAUCAUUUGCGCCACCCUUCUUCUCUCUCCCAUGAUCUAUUUAACAUGCACCCAACCUUUUGCUUCGCAGCUGCUUGUUGCCUGCAUAUAAUUCUGUUCCUCGCCUUGCUUCUCCUUUACUUACUCCUCAUCUACCCUCCCUCGUCUUCUCCAUCAUCACCUUCCACGCGCGCGCCUGCCUCCUCCUCCCGCUUUGCUUUUGCGCCACUACAAAAGACCGAGAUCAGUAUCCAGCGCUGCACCUCACAGACAAUUCUCCUGCAUAAACUACUUCCUGGGGCUCUCUUCCAAGAAGAUCCAGCUAGCGAGAGAAUUCAGCUGCAGCGGGAUCUGCGCGUGCGCGCUGGAUUCGAUGGGCCUCGAGGUCGCGGAAAUCUCGGAAUUGGCGGCUCUCCGGCCGAUCCAGACCACUGCAGUCAGAGGCGCGCUGGCCACGGCAGCGGCAGCUGAUGACCACGAUGCUGCCACUGCUGCCGACACUGGCUGCGUCACACCGACGGCGAGAGCCACGGCGGGAGAAGCUAAAGACGAUGCUGCCGGGGACGGCAUUGGCUGCGCUACGCCGACGGCGAGCGAACUCGAGGAGGCACCGCAGCGAGAUGGUGGUGCCGACGACGCCAGCUGCUACGCUACGCCGAUGGCGUGUCGAACCACCAUGCCGCUAGACGUCUGUGAAUUCGACGCCGUCGCUGCUGCCGGCGACGCAGCAGCUGCGGUGAACUUCACCACGCCCACGUCCGACGAGUCCGCGCUAAGGCCGGCCACGGUGUGCCCGCCGGCGCCGCGGAAGCUGCCCCCGGCGCUGAAGAGGAAGCUGGCGCCGCUGCAGCAGCGGCUCUUCUACCCGGUGCCGCUCGACCUGGCCAGCGUGUUCAAGCCCGCGCCGCCGCCGGCGCCGCCUGCCACCAAGAAGAUGCGGGCGCACGUCGUGGAAUCAUCGCUGCCGCUGGGCACGUGAAAAGCGACGCUCUUUCUUCGUUCCAGCUGCAAUUCGACACUGCGCGCGCGCGCUCCGGGGCAUGCAUGAUCGACGCCAUUGGCAUUGCCACGCGCGCACUCGCUCGCCAACGGCAUGUGUUUUUCCCUUUCUCCUUUCCUCAUGCAGAUCCAUCCAGACUGAAUAAUCGAAUUGUACAUAUGCUGCCAGCUGCCAACACGUACGUGCCUACUUCAGCCAAUUGUCUUCCUGUAAAUUAUGCAGCAGACUGCAUCGCAUCGAUCGUGGAAUCAUAUAUACGGAGAUGGACGACGACUACGGGGAUUAGUUAGCCUCGAGAAUUCGCCUCUCCAGGGUGGCGAAUUGUCAGUAUUUCUCCCCUCACAUCUCUCCUGAGGAAUUGUGUAAACUCUACAAUCUGUACUGCCUACUUUGAUGAAUGAAUGAAUUAUAGAGGUAUCAUAUUUCUGCCUA